This is a messenger RNA of Taeniopygia guttata (zebra finch), 3065 nucleotides long. It is a transcript of the gene CPA6, whose product is annotated as carboxypeptidase A6. Gene Ontology annotation, biological process: proteolysis. Gene Ontology annotation, molecular function: metallocarboxypeptidase activity; zinc ion binding. The record is from RefSeq and is a predicted model, not a curated record. NCBI's taxonomy places the organism in Eukaryota, Metazoa, Chordata, Aves, Passeriformes, Estrildidae.
CCCAUCCCCGUGCCCAGGCGCGGCGGGGCGGCGGCCGACGGGCGUCCUCCCCCGGCUUCUGCCCUCGCUGCUGGCCGCCAGCGGCACCUCCGAGCGCCCCGCUGCUCCCCGCUCCGGCCCCGGCUUUGUGUGCGCGGCACCAGCCGCACCUGGGGCGGGCGCGGCGGCGGUGCCGGGGGUGGCGGUGCCGGGGGUGGCUGUGCCGGGGGUGGCUGUGCCGGGGGUGGCUGUGCCGGCGGUGCCGGCGCGGCCCCGCACGAUGCCGCUCCGCGGGCUCCUGCCCCUUUGUCUGCUCUGCCUCCAGGCUGCGCUACCGCUCCGCGGCCACCGCGGCCGCUACGCCGGUGAUAAAGUCAUACGAGUUGUUCCUGAGAGCGAAAGGGAAACACAGAUCCUGAAGGCUGCAUUCAACAGGCUUAAGGUGGACUUGUGGCAGCCCAGCAGCCCCUUCCACAUCGUCGAAGGUGCAGUCACUGACGUGCGAGUACCGCAGAACACGACGCGGAGCCUGCUGCCCUUCCUCCAGCAAGCAAACGUCCAGUACACGAUUCUCAUAUCAGACCUACAGCAAGCAAUAGAAAAUCAAACUGGAGGGAGGCCCCAUAGGAAUCGAAGGUCCCUCUCUGGGUAUAACUAUGAAGUGUACCACUCCCUGGAAGAGAUCGAGGACUGGAUGCAUUAUCUGAAUAGAACUUAUUCAGAUCUUGUUCAUAUGUUUUCUGUUGGAAAAUCCUAUGAAGGGAGACCACUGUAUGUACUUAAGUUAGGUAAAAGAUCACGGCCCUACAAGAAAGCUGUCUGGAUAGACUGUGGGAUUCAUGCAAGAGAGUGGAUUGGCCCAGCCUUUUGCCAGUGGUUUGUGAAAGAAGCUCUUCAGACAUACCAGACUGAUCCUGACAUGAGAAAGAUGCUAACUCAGCUGUAUUUCUAUAUCAUGCCUGUAUUUAAUGUGGAUGGAUAUCAUUUCAGCUGGACAAAUGAUCGAUUUUGGAGAAAAACAAGAUCAAAGAACAUGAGGUUUCACUGUCAUGGUGUUGAUGCUAAUCGCAACUGGAAAGUGAAAUGGUGUGAUGAAGGUGCUUCACUACACCCAUGUGACGACACUUACUGUGGUCCUUUUCCCGAAUCUGAGCCUGAAGUAAAGGCUGUUGCUCACUUUCUUCGCAAACACAGGAAACAAAUAAAAGCCUAUUUGUCCUUCCAUGCAUAUGCACAGAUGCUGCUGUACCCUUAUUCCUACAAAUAUGCAACCAUUCCAAACUUCAACUGUGUGGAAUCAGCAGCCUAUAAUGCUGUUAAUGCUCUUCAGUCAGCCUAUGGUGUAAGAUACAGAUAUGGCCCUGCAUCCAGCACUUUGUAUGUGAGUUCUGGCAGCUCUAUGGACUGGGCCUACAAAAAUGGCAUCCCGUAUGCAUUUGCAUUCGAGCUGCGUGACACUGGCCAUUUUGGAUUUUUGCUUCCUGAAAUGCUGAUCAAACCAACCUGCACAGAGACCAUGCUUGCAGUUAAAAAUAUAACUCUUCACUUGCUGAAGAAAUGCCAUUGAGAUGGAUUUCUAGGAGCUGGAAGGAAACAUUUUACUCCUAGUGCUGAUGCCUUUCAGUGUGUUCAGUUGCCAUUCUAAGUUUGGCCACUUCAGAAUUCUAGAAGCUAAUGGGAAAUGUGAUAUUGUUUCUGCCAAAUUAACUUAGUGGAAAAUGAAAAAAAAAAAUCAUUCAAUAUCUGCUCUUCUAAAGUCCAUAAAGUUGAUGUACUAACUUAGUCACCAGUUUGGUGCAGAAUAGUUUCUUCUUUUUGCAAUAAAACUUUAAUUCAGUGAUUUCAAUGAGGCUGGUCCUAAAAUAAAGUGCCACUUUCAGGCAGCUCUGGGCCUUAUGCCUUUCCCUAAUAUGAAGACCUUCCAGGGAUCUCUCAAACCAAGGGAUAAAGUUUACAUUCAUGUAAAUAUACCCUGUGACCCAACACAGGACUGUAUCUACAGCAAUAAAUGCCUUAUAGUGGUAGCUGGCUGCACUGCAAGUAGCAGUGUGGCUUCCUUCUGCAUGUAUUCAUACAUACAUACAUACAUAUAUGCACUUUUGUGAUUUUUUUUUUUAAUUCAUAUUAUGCAGUAAUUUGAACCAAGCUUUCUUUUAACUGUUCAGAGAAAUCUACUUUCAAAUGUAUAUAAUUGGAGUGGACUCAAAGUCAACAUAUUGUCUUUGAGAAUGCAACUUUCUUAGUGAUGUGUAAGAAUUAUAAUGAAAUACUAUUGAGAUAGACAAUGUUCUGCUUUAUGGAGAAACAAAGCAACUUGCCAUGACUUGGAACUUGAAGAUGGCAGUGCAUCUGGGCUCUACUGUAGACAGUGGCUGCCCGUUUCCACAAGCCAAGGAUUUAGCCUUAAACUGUAAUUAACUGAUGUUUUAUUUAUCGAUAUUCUUGCAGUGAGUUCUGUGGCUCUUUGGCUACGUGACUCUUCUUCCUGGAAGCUGUAUUGCUUUGCAUGUUUUAAAGGAAUUAAUACAUUUUUAAUGGAUUCUUAAGUGAGACAGAGGUGAAGGUAGAAGCCUUACAGCUGAAAUAAAGUGAAUAAGCACCAUGUUUGAAAGAAUAAUGAAAGCACAGAGAAGAUAACAUAUUGAGGGAUUUUAAAAUACUAAUUUUUUAAUCUGAUUAUAUCUGCAGAAGCAUAUAAUUUACUUAAUGAUUUAUGAAUUUAAUCUUAUGCCACUACAUAUUAACUAAAACAUAUUUUUUAAUAAAAUGGUCAAAGACUUUUGAAGUAUUCUUCAUAUUUUACUUAAGUCUGAAAACUUUAGUUCAAGUACAUAACAAUUUUACCUAUCUGUAAAACAUUUGUGACACUAAGGAUGGGGAAUUUAAAUAAAAAACCUAAGUCCUCUCUAAAUAAGCACUUGAACUUAGCAAAUAGGCAAUCUUUAUAAGUAUUAUAAGGGAAGUACUGUAUUUAAUAAAGAAUAUCAUUGUUUUCAGGACUGCAAAAGGCAAUCAGUGAACAAAGAUGACAGAAUUGCAUUCUAUUUGUCUAACAUUUUGUUAAUAAAUGUGUUUAUUUUACACAA